AUGGAAGGAGCUGAGGCAGCAAGUGAACGGCCUGCCGCCACUCGAAGACCGAGGUUCGAUCCGGACGAGUAUCAGAUGCGAAAACGCAAGACUUCGAGCCAGCUACCUCGGCGGGACAAUGACGUCUACGUCAACAUGUCAACGAAUUUCAAAGGGCAGCUGGAACGCUGUCGGAAGCUGAUUGAUAGCGGAAAGACUGAAGUGUUUGUGCACGCCUUGGGAGCAGCUGUGGGCAGAGCGAUCAACCUAGCGUUGCAAGUGGAAAGUCACUACCAAGGAGUGCUCGAAGUGGACGUUCGCACAUCUACAGUUGGCGUCGUGGAUGAUUUGGAGCCGCUUGCAGAUGACCUGGAGCCUAUGACACAGACACGACAGACAUCUGCUGUUCACAUUAGACUGUUCAUGCCAAGUGCUCAGAAACAAGAAUAG
Messenger RNA from Dermacentor andersoni, 429 nucleotides. RefSeq names its product ribonuclease P protein subunit p20 (gene Rpp20). Gene Ontology annotation, molecular function: nucleic acid binding. Gene Ontology annotation, biological process: tRNA 5'-leader removal. Lineage: Eukaryota; Metazoa; Arthropoda; Arachnida; Ixodida; Ixodidae. Gene Ontology annotation, cellular component: ribonuclease MRP complex; nucleolar ribonuclease P complex; nucleus. The record is from RefSeq and is a predicted model, not a curated record.